UGUGUCCAGUAGCGAGGUGUUUUACAAUGGGUGAAAUUACUAAAAAUCCGAUGAUUGAUUUGAACGGUGUAUCAGCAAGAUUGAAAGAGUUAGAAGAACAAACUGGAUGUCCAAUCAAACAGAUAAAUGGACAGCGGAUUUUUGGGCCACCUCACGACUGGGGAGACGAAAAACCGCCCCGUGGAUCAGAAAUUUUUGUUGGGAGAUUGCCACGCGACAUGUUUGAAGACAAUCUCUAUCCCAUAUUUUCAACCUACGGUCGUCUAUACACAAUGAGACUCAUGCUCGAAUUUUCGGGAGUAAAUAGGGGAUUCGCUUUCGUCACAUACUCGAAUCCAGAAGAAGCAAAAGUAGCGGUGGAAAAAUUGAAUAGAUUUGAAAUAAUACCCAAUCAUACAAUACUGGCGUUCAUUUCAAUUGAUAACUGCAGACUAUUUGUGGCGAACAUACCGUGUACUAAAACUAUCAAGGACAUCUUAGUCCUCUUCAGAAGGAUCAUGCGCGGUCUCGUAUCAGUCAUUCUAUGCCCGAAUUCCAAGAAAGGAAGGAAUAAUAGAGGAUUUGCAUUUUUAGAAUUUGACUGCCACAAAAAUGCCCUGGAAGCACGUAAAAGAUUUUGGCCGUACAAUUUGAAACUUUGGAACAGAAAGUUAUUUGUGGAUUGGGCCAUUCCCCAUCAUCUUAAAUCGCAGUGUAAACAACUUUUGCUGAAAGGACUUAAUACGAAAACUACCAGCGAAGCUUUGGCUAAUGCUAUUUAUGCGAGAUUAAAUAAAGUAACACUUUUGGGUUUAAAAAUUCGGGGCGCCGAAGCUGUCAUCACUUUUAAAACGAGAAGUAACGCCACUGAAGCCUAUCAAAAACUAAGGGGAUUAUCAAUUGGUGGUGCUCCUUUAAGUGUUCUUUAUAAGUUUCCCGAAGAAGAACCGAUCAAUAAUGGCGAAGAAUCUGACAUACCCUUGACGUGCUGUGUACAGGCUCUUUCUGAACCUUGUAAUAAUAAAAAUCCCCAAAAUUCCUUACAAUUAUUUAAACAACCACAAAACCGCCCAAAUUGGCUACCCACAUACUCCCCCUUUCAGCAGACUCUUUACAAUUACAAUAAUAAUUCUUAUUAUUCCACUUUCCAGUCCAAGUCAUGGCCACCCAAUUACGGGAUAACCCCACAAACCCUAUAUUACCCAUCAAUACCAGGUACCCCAUAUCUGUAUAACCAAAAUCAGUAUGCAUGUCAACAACCGUGGUAUUCUAACAUAAGAGUUCUGCAAUCCCAUUCUUCCCCGUCUCAAUUUUGGUAUCCCAGUAACCAUCCCAACAUUCUGGCUUUGCCGUCAACCAGAACCAAUACAGCUAACGUUUCCAACAAAAAAUUAUCAACUUCUACGUCAGAGGUAAAUCAUUUCACUGUUGCCAAAGUUGCCGAAGAAAUGCAGAAAAGUUUAAAACUAUAUCCUAACGAUCAAAAUUUGCUUGCAAAUGAGGAAGAGACCGAUCCAGAAGAUGAAAAUUUUUCCCAAAACUCCUCAUUUGCGUAACUCAUUUUUGUUGAAACAUAAAACAUAAGAACUUGAUUGAUUUUAAUAAUUUGUAUUACCUACCAUAUGUUACGAAAUUAAUUUUCUU
Molecule: messenger RNA, 1623 nt
Organism: Agrilus planipennis (emerald ash borer)
Lineage: Eukaryota; Metazoa; Arthropoda; Insecta; Coleoptera; Buprestidae
Product: APOBEC1 complementation factor-like
Exons: 5
Coding region: 27-1535 (502 amino acids)
Cellular component (GO): nucleus
Molecular function (GO): mRNA binding
Source: RefSeq, a predicted model, not a curated record